Fonticula alba is the source of this 3308-nucleotide messenger RNA. RefSeq lists its product as hypothetical. Gene Ontology annotation, molecular function: 3-hydroxyisobutyryl-CoA hydrolase activity. Bases 204 to 3251 code for a protein of 1015 amino acids. The record is from RefSeq and is a predicted model, not a curated record. The transcript is spliced from 9 exons. Gene Ontology annotation, biological process: L-valine catabolic process. NCBI's taxonomy places the organism in Eukaryota, Rotosphaerida, Fonticulaceae.
CCCCUCCCCCCUCCCGCCUCCUUGCCCGUCGCCUCUCUGCCUCCCCCUCCCUCCCUUUCCUCUUUCGCCCUCUGCACCUGCACCCUUACCCUCCCGGUCUCGAGCCCCUCCGCCGCCGCGACCGCCUCCCUUCCGUUUCGGGAAAGAAAAAAAAAGACACAACACCAGCAACAAAAGGCAGGAGCACCGACAACGCCGCAGCCAUGCUCAGCCGUGCCCUCCUUGCUUCGCGCCACCAGUCCCGGCCCGGCCAGACGGCCGCCAUUCCGGCGGCCCUCGUCGCCCGGUCGUUGCGCCUCGGCGCCAAUGCCGACGCCGAUGCCCCAGCGCGGUCCUUCAGCACCAAGCUGCCCGACUUCCUGGCCGAGUCGCACAAUGUCCUGGCCCAGUAUGACACCUCCGGUCGGCCGAUCUCCACCGAGGAGGCCCUCGCCGCGGUGAAUGCCGCCGCGGCGGCCAACUCGUCCUCGGUCGAUGCCAUGCAGGCCUUCCUGCAGGAGGCCAGCGCCCAGCGGGCGGCCACCCCGGUGCCGGGCUUUGUCAAGGACGCCGGCCCGGUUGGGCCCACCUGGCAGCACUGGACCGGCAAGGAGGUGUCGGCCUACUCCUUCCAGGAGGCCGCGCUGAGUGUCCCGCUGGAGGGCAUGUCCCCGCAGACGACCCUCAACUACAAGGCCAACCCCGGGCCGCUGGCCGGCUCGUCGGUUGGCUACGGCGGCCGGAAACUCGUGCAUGAUGGCAACUUCCGCGUGGUGUCCUACCUGGAGUCCUACCGUGGCAAGCUGUCCACCAACCUGCCGAAGGACGAGGUCGUCGGCGCCGAGGAUGGCCGGACCCGCCACCUUCUCCUGAACCGCCCGCGCGCCCUCAACGCCCUGAACUCCGGCAUGGUGGACACCAUCAACGAUCUGCUCCUGACCUGGAAGAGCGAGCCCUUCCCCCCCUCGUCGGUGAUCAUCCGGUCCACCUCGCCGCGCGCCUUCUGCGCCGGUGGUGACGUGCGCGCCGUGGUCAAGUCCAUCAAGGAGAACACCCCGAUGUUCCGCGAGUUCUUCAAGAACGAGUACCACGCCAACCUCCUGCUGGCCACCUACCCCGUGCCGGUCGUGUCCUUCCUCAGGGGCAUCGUCAUGGGUGGCGGUGCCGGUAUUUCCGUUCAUGGCCACUUCCGGAUUGCCUCGGAGUCGACCCUUUUCUCCAUGCCCGAGUGUGCCAUCGGCCUGUUCCCCGACGUCGGCAUGUCCUAUAAUCUGGCCCGCCUGGAUGGCGAGCUCGGCAUGUUCCUUGCCCUGACCGGUUACCAGCUCAAGGGUGCCGAUGUGUUCUGGUCGCGCAUUGCCACCCACUAUAUCGAGGAGGACAUGCACCCGAUGGUCCAUGAGUUCCUCAGCAGCACCCCGCGCCUGAACGCCGAUCGCAUCAACUACCAGCUCAAUGAGCAUGCCACCGUGGAUAUCCCCCCCUUCUCCCUGGCCGAGCACAUGGGCUUCAUCAACACCGUCUUCUCUCUGGAGACCCUGCCCGAGAUCAUGGGCGCUCUCCGGGUUACCGACACCCCCUUCGCCAAGAAGAUUCUCGCCAUGAUGGAGAAGAACUCCCCCCUGAGCAUGGCCAUCACCCACCGUCUGAUCCGCAUGGCGCGCGAUCUGUCCAUCCGUAAGUGCCUGCGCCUGGAGUACCGUCUGAGCCAGCGCAUUGCCCUGCACCCCAAGGGCGACUUCGUCGAGGGUGUCCGCGCGGCUCUCAUCGACAAGGACCAGUCUCCCAAGUGGAACUUCGCCACUGUCGAGGAGGUCACUGACAGCAUCGUUGAUGGGUUCUUUGUCCCGCUCGACAUGAAUGUCGACCACUCUUCCGAGCUGGACCUCCCCCAUGUGGAGGGGCAGAUGCGGCCGAACUUCGAGCGCUUCGCCCUGCCGCCGGCGUCUAAGUUCUCCCGGAGUGUCAUGCGCUCGCCCUUCACCUUCCCCGCGUACAACACCUAUGUGUCGGCCAUGUACAAGCCCAAGCCGGGUCUGCACACGCAUGUGGGCAAUGCCCUGGCCACCAACUUCGAGACCGAUCUCUUUGGGAUCCUGUGGCCGAAGAACACCGCCGCGCGGGAGCUGCUCUAUGACAACCGCCGGGACUUCUACCAGUCGGUGCCGGACGGCCUGGGGAAUACCCACGCCUUUGGCAACCUGCAGGCGUACACCCGGCCGGUGGUCCUGCCGGAGUCGGAUCGGCUGGCCGCCUCGGCCCAUCAUCGUGCCAUUUCGCAGACCCUGCUGGACGCCCUGUACCCGGUGGCGCAGAAGCUGGUCCAGCGCCUGGACAUGGAGAUGCCGGAGCCGGUGUCCUCCUCCGGGGCCGGCAUCGCGGUGCAGAUGUAUGAGCGCGCGCUGGAGCGCUUCACCCGUGGCCUGGCCACCAUCGCCCCGCCGCUGUCGAAGUCCGACAUGCAGACGGCCAUCGAGCGCUUUGAGUUCCUCCACCGGCCGGAGGAUGCGUCCUCCUCGACCAUUGGCCUGGGGGGUGCGCCGCCGGCGCCGCUGCGCACCACCGUCGACCUGGACCCCAAGUCGCCGGGCAUGGAGCGGAACAUGCACGCGGCCGACCUGCUGCUGAGCCUUUACCAGGUUCGCGGUCUGAUGCCGCGGCCGAUGGCCAACUUCCUGGUUCGGGAGAUGAACCGCCUGACCAACUCCAGCGACACCUGGGCCCAGUAUGUGGCCGAGCUGGCUAACCCUCCGGCCCAGGCCGAGGCCAUUCGCGCGGCCCUGACCGAGGCCAUGGCCAACGGCACGACCGGCCUGCUGGAUUCCUUCCCGGCCGAGGACCUGCUCCAUGUGCUGGCGAACAUGUCGCUGGAGCGCGUCAAGGCCGACCUGGCCACCAUGGCCUCCCCGAAGAAGGGCAAGGCGGCGGUGGCCACCUCGCCGGCGGUGGCCGCCUCGCAGGCCUACCUGAACACCCUGGACCGGGUGUUCGACAGCAUGCCGGAGGCCAAGCAGCGCGAGCUGGCCAUGCGAGUUCUGCGCCUGGUGCGCGCGGUGACCGACAGCCCGCCUGGCCACCAGGCCCUGGAGCCGCUGCUGUGCGUUUUCCGGUCGCUGCCCAACACCGGGGCCGCCCUGUCGGAUGAGGAUGUGGCGGCCUUCCUGCGCGGCCUGUAUGACGCGUCGCCGCUCGUGGUGCAGAUCAUCCGCCCGCCGACCGACCUGCUGCGUGUCAUCGACGAGUUCUCGGGCGGCAACAUCUGGCGCUCGUGAGCGAGAGACACAGGUGUAGGCCAAGUGUGAGCAUGCAGGCCGGGGAGGGGGAGGGGG